AUGCGAGCUCCGUCGACAGAUCUCCUCCGUGCGUUGCGUCGCGCAACCACCGCAUCACCGGGACUCCCUCUCCUCCGCCCAACGAACCCAUCCUCUCGACGAGCGCAGCAACAUCCCCUAGCCAUCGGCUUCACACGAGGUCAAACAUGCAGCUCCGUCCCACAAUCCUCUUCCUCGACGAGACACGCGGCGCGAGCCCUCUCGACGAGUCGUCAGGCACCAUCAUCCUCCUCCUCGGCCUCGUCCACAUCUAACCCAAGCACUUCCUCCUCCACCAGCCGCGCCCGCCCCCAACGACAGAUCAAUCCACGCGCACCGAGAAACCACGACCGCGGGCCCGUGUCCAAGGAACCCACGCAGACCGACUUCGCCAAGAUGGACAUCCUGGCCAGCGCGGGUGUCGAGGAACCCGCCACCUCGAUCGACGCCUGCACCGGCGACGGCUUCCACUUGAACAACGGCGUGCACACCUCCGGGGGGAAGGGCAUCAUGCUCGUUGCCGGCGAGGCGUUCGUGUGGCAGCCGUGGCUGUAUACGAAUAGUAGUACCACUGAUACUCCGACAAGCAAGACAAGUCCAAGCCCAAGCACGGCAGGUAGAGGCGGAGCCGGCGAUCAUUCCCAAGGCUUCACGGCCUUCCUCGACGCGCGGGGGCUACUGAAUUUCCCGCCCUCGACGCUCGGCCUGCUCGCGCUGCUCUACCCCAAACCCGACCUCCUGCUCCUGGGCACGGGACGGAGGCUGUGGAUGCUCUCGCGCGACACGCGGCGCUACCUGUCCGAGGAGCUGGGCAUCAAGGUCGACGUCAUGGACACGCCCAACGCCGCCGCCGCGUAUAACCUGCUGGUCAUGGAGCGCGGGGUCGAGGAGGUCGGCGCGAUCCUGGUCCCUGAGGGGUGGGCGGGACGGUAG
This is a messenger RNA of Fonsecaea erecta, 912 nucleotides long. RefSeq lists its product as hypothetical. The transcript has a single exon. The record is from RefSeq and is a predicted model, not a curated record. Bases 1 to 912 code for a protein of 303 amino acids. NCBI's taxonomy places the organism in Eukaryota, Fungi, Ascomycota, Eurotiomycetes, Chaetothyriales, Herpotrichiellaceae. Gene Ontology annotation, biological process: mitochondrial respiratory chain complex I assembly. Gene Ontology annotation, cellular component: mitochondrial inner membrane.